Messenger RNA from Bicyclus anynana (squinting bush brown), 1257 nucleotides. RefSeq names its product transcription factor E2F4 (gene E2f2). The coding region runs from base 286 to 1047 and encodes 253 amino acids. NCBI's taxonomy places the organism in Eukaryota, Metazoa, Arthropoda, Insecta, Lepidoptera, Nymphalidae. Gene Ontology annotation, biological process: regulation of transcription by RNA polymerase II. Gene Ontology annotation, cellular component: RNA polymerase II transcription regulator complex. The record is from RefSeq and is a predicted model, not a curated record. The transcript has 7 exons. Gene Ontology annotation, molecular function: protein dimerization activity; RNA polymerase II cis-regulatory region sequence-specific DNA binding; DNA-binding transcription factor activity, RNA polymerase II-specific.
AAACAAAAUUAUACAUCAAUAAUUGAAAAAAACGCACACCUUCUUGCCAUACUCUUGCUUAGUGAAUUUGAUGCUAAGAUUGAUUAAUAAUCAAAAUUUUUUUUUAUUUUUAUGCUUUAAAGAAAAACAGAAAAUUAUGAAGGUAAAAAGACUAGAACUCAGAACCUUAACGUGAAGGCACGUUAGAAAAAGGAAAUCACAGGUGCCAACUUAACAAUAUCCCGCCGCAACGCAAAAAUAAAAUAAAUUCUAAUUAUUAAAUGAAAAAGGCGUGAAAUUUAAGUUAUGACGGAGUUGUGUCCUUAUAAACGAUAUGAGAAAUCGUUGGGAUUACUUACUACGAGAUUUGUGUCACUCUUGCAGAAGGCAAAGGAUGGUGUCUUGGAUUUAAAAGUCGCUACUGAUUUACUAGCUGUUAGACAAAAAAGAAGAAUAUACGAUAUAACGAACGUUUUAGAAGGAAUAGGUCUAAUUGAAAAGCGUAGCAAAAACAGCAUACAAUGGAAAGGAGCAAGCCCGGACUGUAAGACCUCAGAGAUUGGCACUAAAGUUAAUAAAUUAAGAAAAGAAAUAAAUUUGCUGGAAGAACAUGAACAGUUAUUAGAUAAACAAGUGCAUUGGAUAGAACAAAGUAUUAAAAAUGUUAUGGAUGAUACAGAUAAUGAAUCUUUGACUUAUGUGAGUGAAGAUGAUAUUAAAAAAUGUUUUGAAGGUGAUCAAAUUUUUGUAAUGGAAGCACCACUUGGAGCAGACUUGGCUGUUGGACGUUUGCCUGGCAAAGAACCAGUAAACAAUCAUAAUUUUUAUUUACAUGUAAAAUCAAGCAACCCUGUUGGAGUUAUUUUAUUAUGUGAUGUGGAAAAGGAAAAGGUCAUUGAGGAUGACAGUAUGGAUGAUGAGGUGAAAAGUUACACAGAAGGAGCUGAUAAUAUAUUACAAUGCCCCAAUUAUCUUCUGAGAUUGAGUCCACCCAUCACGAAACAAGACUUUUCCUUCUCUUUACGUGGCUCCGAAGGUUUAUGCGAUCUUUUUGAUAUUCCUUGUUAGACCAGAAAAAAUCAUGUUACUUUUUUUGACAUCAAGUUUUAUGUUAUUGAAUUAUGAAAGACAUUUUUACAUUCGUUUCGAUACUUUGUUUCUCUUUUUUUUGGACUUUGAAAAUGUAAAUAAAUGUUGUAAAUAAUUAAAAAAAAAACAAUAAUCAUGUAUAGAAAUGAUACUUAUAAGAGGACACAAGGAGUCUAAAUUAAAAUCAAU